AUGUCGGCAACUGCUGUGAUGACCAGCUCGGCGCCUAACACGCCACAGAUUCAAAGCCUCCGUCUCAAGGCGUUCGCCGCCGACGAGACCACCGAGGAGCUCUCCCUCGACGCCCUCGAAGACGACGACACGUCGGAGGAGACUGCCACCCCCGACACAUUCGAUCGCAAUUCCAUCUCUGAACUCGUCGCAUCCCACGGCUCCUCCUCAUCCACCGCAUGGCUCGAGUUCUCCCGCUACAAGAUCUGGCAGGCUUCCAAGUCCAUAGCACCGUCCACCUUCGUACCCGUGCAGGGCUACAUGCGCAAGGGCAACUGGGUCUUCGCGUGGGGCAACCCGAUUGUCAGUACUCCCGACGCGCUCGAAGCAGCCGCUCGCGCUUUCGUGCAGUACAUCUCCUCCCUCGACUCGAAGCUCAAGGUCGUCUGGGUCUGCGUAGACCAGGCGAUGGAGCGCGCGCUCGGCGAGAUGCUCGGCUGGAGCACCGUCCACUGCAUCUACGAGGAUGUCAUCGAUCCGCGCCGGGUGAUCGAGGUCGUUGACGCGCCCGAGAAGAAGAACAAGCGAGGAGAGGAGACGAAGAAGUUGAGCAAGGAGGAGAAGGAGCACCAGGAGAUCAUCAAGGACCUCAAGAAGAACCUGCGGCGCGCGGAGAAGGCCGGUGUUACUACCGGCGAGGUCGUUGGCGAGCUCUCUGAGGAGGACCGCGUCACGAUCGAGAAGGGGAUCGACGACUGGAAGAAGCACCGCCACGGUAUCCAGAUCGCGUCCACCACCAUGGUGCCCUGGCUGGACAAGGAGCACCGUCGGUACUGGCUGGCGCGGGACGCGAACAGCAAGCCGAUUGCGAUCUUGAUCCUCACCAAGAUCAACGCUCAGCCCCACGCGCCGACACCAGACACGUCCUUGUCCUACAUGCACGGCCACCCCGAGCACCCGCACCACAUCUCCUACCAGAUCAAAAACGCUGUCUCCUUCCCCGACGCGCCCAAGGGCACGUCCGAGAAGCUCAUCUACUCGGCACUUCGCGACCUCGACCGCGAGCAGACGCAACUCGGUCGCUACACCGUCACCUUCGGCAUCUCCGCCGCAAACUCGAUGGUGCCGACGCACAACCUAAGCGGCUGGAAGGUGCACACCUUGUCGAACACCUACAACAAGGUCGCGAAGUCCACCGGCCUGCUCAACCGCCUCGAGUUCCGCAAGAAGUUCGAGAGCAUCCACGAGCCCAUGUUCGUCUGCUACCCCGAAGACGGCUUCGGCCUCGACGGGGUCAUGGCGCUCCUGAAGGCCUUGAGGAAGUAG
Molecule: messenger RNA, 1305 nt
Organism: Schizophyllum commune H4-8
Lineage: Eukaryota; Fungi; Basidiomycota; Agaricomycetes; Agaricales; Schizophyllaceae
Exons: 3
Coding region: 1-1305 (434 amino acids)
Source: RefSeq, a predicted model, not a curated record